This is a messenger RNA of Mycosarcoma maydis (corn smut), 561 nucleotides long. RefSeq names its product putative cytochrome-c oxidase chain V precursor. The record is from RefSeq and is a predicted model, not a curated record. NCBI's taxonomy places the organism in Eukaryota, Fungi, Basidiomycota, Ustilaginomycetes, Ustilaginales. The coding region runs from base 1 to 561 and encodes 186 amino acids. The transcript is spliced from 3 exons. Gene Ontology annotation, biological process: mitochondrial electron transport, cytochrome c to oxygen.
AUGAUCUGCCAGAACGUUGCUCGCGCUUCCCGAAGCGGUCUCCGCUCUGCUACCCUCCUUGGCCGACGAACCUUGGUCACCCAGGAAGAGCGAUGGACUCUCGAGACCGCACGCAACGCAGGCGCCUUCAUCGAGGGCCCCAACAAGGUCCAGCUUAGCCACGUCGUCCCCAACAUUGAGGCCAGCUGGAAGACCUUGUCCAAGGAGGAGCAGUACGGUGUUUUCCGUCAAUUGGAAGAGCUUCAGAGGAAGGACUGGAAGGAGCUCAGCCUUGACGAGAAGAAGGCCGCUUACUUUGUCUCGUUUGGCCCCCAUGGCCCUCGCAAGCCCCUCACUUCUCCUGGUCAGGGCGCCAAGACACUUGGCGGUGUUCUUGCCGCCCUCGGUAUCACCUCUGGUAUCUUCUACCUCAUGCGAGCCAACGGUGGCGCUCCCGUCAAGACCAUGACCAAGGAGUGGCAAGAAGCCUCGAACGAACUCGCGCUUGAACAGAAGCAGAAUCCCAUCACUGGUAUCGCCAGCGAAAACUACAAGGGCAAGGGUCACGUUCAGUCCGCAUAA